Molecule: messenger RNA, 8021 nt
Organism: Dipodomys ordii (Ord's kangaroo rat)
Lineage: Eukaryota; Metazoa; Chordata; Mammalia; Rodentia; Heteromyidae
Gene: Cenpe
Product: centromere protein E, 312kDa
Exons: 48
Coding region: 1-7770 (2589 amino acids)
Biological process (GO): microtubule-based movement; mitotic cell cycle
Cellular component (GO): microtubule
Molecular function (GO): microtubule binding; plus-end-directed microtubule motor activity; ATP binding
Source: RefSeq, a predicted model, not a curated record
AUGGCUGAGGAGACGGCGGUGGCGGUGUGCGUGCGAGUGCGGCCGCUGAGCAGCAGGGAAGAAGAACUUGGAGAAGCUACUCAAGUUUACUGGAAAACUGGCAAUAAUGUCAUCUAUCAGGUUGAUGGGAGUAAAUCCUUCAAUUUUGAUCGUGUCUUUCACAGUAAGGAAACCACUAAAAAUGUUUAUGAAGAAAUAGCAGUACCAAUCAUUGAUUCUGCUAUCCAGGGCUACAAUGGUACUAUUUUUGCCUAUGGGCAGACUGCUUCAGGGAAAACACACACUAUGAUGGGUUCAGAAGAUUGUUUAGGAGUUAUACCCAGGGCAGUCCAUGACAUUUUCCAGAAAAUAAAAAAGUUUCCUGAGAGAGAAUUUCUCCUACGAGUAUCUUACAUGGAAAUAUACAAUGAAACCAUUACAGACUUACUCUGCAACACUGAAAAAGUGAAACCUUUGAUAAUUCGGGAAGACAUUAAUAGGAAUGUAUAUGUUGCUGAUCUCACAGAAGAAGUGGUUUACACAUCAGAAAUGGCUUUGAAAUGGAUCACAAAGGGAGAAAAAAACAGACACUAUGGAACAACAAAAAUGAACCAAAGAAGCAGCCGAUCGCACACCAUCUUUAGGAUGAUUUUAGAAAGUAGAGAGAAAGGUGAGCCUUCUAACUGUGAUGGAUCCAUCAAAGUUUCUCACUUGAAUUUGGUGGAUCUGGCAGGCAGUGAGAGAGCUGCUCAAACGGGAGCUGAAGGUGUGCGACUAAAGGAAGGCUGUAAUAUUAAUCGGAGCUUAUUUAUCUUGGGACAAGUGAUCAAGAAACUUAGUGAUGGACAAAUUGGUGGUUACAUAAAUUAUCGAGAUAGCAAAUUAACACGAAUUCUUCAAAACUCCUUGGGAGGAAAUGCAAAAACACGUAUUAUCUGCACAGUUACUCCCGUGUCUUUUGAAGAAACCCUUAGUACUCUCCAGUUUGCUAGUACUGCUAAGUAUAUGAAAAAUACUCCUUAUGUCAACGAAGUAUCGAGUGAUGAAGCUCUUCUGAAAAGAUACAGGAAAGAAAUCAUCGAUCUUAAAAAACAGUUAGAAGAGGUAAAUGUAAAAACUCGAGCCCAGGAAAUGGAAAAAGACCAGUUGGCCCAACUUUUGGAUGAAAAAGACUUGCUUCAAAAAGUUCAGGAUAAGAAAAUUCAGAACCUAACACAGAUGCUGGUGACCUCGUCUUCUCACACAUCUCAACAUGAACUGAGGGCUAAAAAGAAACGAAGAGUUACAUGGUGCUAUGGAAAACUUAGCAAAAUGAAGGACUCAAACUAUGUAAAUGAAUUUAAUAUGCCAGCAAAUGUAACAACAAGAACACACACAAAAUCUUUCAGUACACUGGGAGAAGUUGAUGAGUCUCUCUGCUCUGAGUCUGAUGUGUUCAGUAAUACUCUUGAUCCAUUAAGUGAGAUAGAGUGGAGUUCAGCAACAAAGCUGCUAAGUGAGGAGAACUUAGAAAGUGAGUUAAACUCAUUCCGUGCAAAAUAUGAUGACCUGAUAUUAGACUAUGAACAACUAAAAAGAGAAAAUGAAGAAAUGAGUUUGAAAUUGAAAGAAAAAAGUGAUUUGGAUGAGUUUGAGGCUCUAGAAAAAAAAACUGGAAAAGAUCAAGAGAUGCAACUAAUUCAUGAAAUUUCCAACUUAAAGAAUUUAGUUAAACAUGCAGAAAUAUAUAAUCAAGAUCUUGAGAAUGAACUGAGUUCAAAAAUAGAGCUGCUUAGAGAAAAAGAAGAUCAGAUUAAGAAUCUGCAGAAAUGCUUAGACUCUCAGAAGUCAGAAGAUAUGAAAAUGGACUUGUCAUAUUCAUCGGAAAGCACUGAGGACCUAAAGCAAAUGAGACAAACUCUCUGUGAUGCUGAAACUGUAGCUCUGGAUGCCAAGAGAGAGGCAUCCUUUCUUAGGAGUGAGAAUCUGGAGCUGAAAGAGAAAAUGAAAGAACUUGAAAAUGCCUAUAAGCAAAUGGAAGAUGAUAUUCAUCUUUACCAAUGCCAAUUGGAGGCAAAAAAGAAAAUUCAAGUUGAUAUGGAUAAAGAAUUACAAUCUGCUUUUAAUGAAAUAACAAAAUUAACCUCCCUUAUGGAUGGCAAAGUUCCAAGAGCUUUCAGGCAAAGACCAAGUACAAAAAUAAAUGAGAAAUCUGAAGAGCUGUAUAUAAUAACUUCAGAAAAGGACAAGUUAUUUUCUGAAGUGGCUCUUAAGGAGAGUACAAUUCAAGGUUUACUUGAAGAAAUUGAGAAAACUAAAGAUGGCCUAGCAACUUCUGGUCAAGAAUUUCAAAACUUUAAAGCUCUUCAUGUGGACUUGGAGCAAAAAUAUAAAACGGUCCUUGAGGAGAAUAAAAGAAUGAAUGAGGAAGUGGAAACUCUGUCUAAGGAAGCAGAAAGCCUUGGUUUAAGUUUGGAUGCUUUGAAGACUGAGCUUUCUCAGAAGAACCAAGAGCUUCAGCAGAAAACAGCUGAGGAUCAAGCAAUGUUAAAUGACCUAGAACACCUGAAGGAACAAGUAAAAAGUAGAGAUUUGAGGUUACAAAAUGUAGAAAGAGAGAAUGCACUGAUCACUGAGCAGCUUCAGCAAACCUUGGAAGAAGUGAGAACCUUAACUAAAGAAAAAGCAGAGCUAAAGCACAUCCAGGAGAGCCUUCAAAUAGAACGAGAUCAGCUCAGAAGUGACAUCCAGGACACUAUAAACAUGAAUAUAGAUACUCAAGAACAACUGCGAAAUACCCUAGAGUCUUUGAAACAGCACCAGGAAACAGUUAACAUACUGAAAAUGAAAAUUUCUGAAGAGACUUCCAGAAAUGUACAGAUAGAGAACAGAGGAGAAACUACAAGUGAAUUUCAGCAAAAGAUGGCCUGCAUAGAUAAAGAGGCGAACUUGGGAUCCCAAAGCCUCCAAACACUGGUUGCAGAUAUUAAGGAUGAGGAGGCAAUUGAGCAACAACAGAGUAAGAUACACUCGUUAAUCCAAGAGAAUAAUGAACUCCAAAAAAUGCUGGAAAGUAUUACAGCAGAAAAGGAACAACUGAAGACGGACCUAAAAGAAAAUAUUGAAAUGACCAUUGAAAACCAGGAAGAAUUAAGAAUGCUUGGAGAUGAACUAAAAAAGCAACAAGAGAUAGUUGCACAAGAAAAGUACCAAGUCAUAAAGAAAGAUGAAGAGCUAGCUAGGGCCCAUGAGAGAUUGAGAGACAUUGAAGAAACGGUAAAGGAAAAGAGCCAGCAACUCCAAGAAAAGCAGAAACAACUUCUCACCACAAAAGAAGAGAUGAGUGAGUUGCAGAAAAGGAUGGAUGAAAUGGACAAGCUAAAGAAUGAAUUAAAGAAUCAAGAAUUAACUUUGGAACAUAUGGAAAGAGAGAAGCUAGAGUUGGCUCAGAAACUACAUGAAAAUUAUGAGGAAAUUAAAUCUAUAACCAAAGAAAGAAAUGAACUGAAGGAAUUACAGGGAUCAUUUGAAAUUGAAAGAGACCAGCUUAAAGAAUAUAUAAGAGAAAUCGAAGCUACAGGCCUACAAACAAAAGAAGAAUUAAACAUUGCUCGCAUGCAUCUAAAAGAGCACCAAAACACAAUUGAUGCACUACAAAAAAGCCUUUCUGAGAAAGAAGCUCAAAUAGUGAAGCCUCAGGAGGACUUGGAAAAGUCAGAUACUGAUUUACAAGAAAAGGUGUCAGUGCUUCAUGAAGAACAAGAGCUUCUUCCUAAUAUAAAAGAAGACAGUGAGACACAGAAAACAAUUAAUAAACUUGAGCUAUUGGAAGAAUACUCCCAAACCACAAAUUCAGCACCAACAGAGAGCAAUGAAAUGGAAGUGCUCGGGCUGACUAAGAAACUUCAAGAAAGUCAGGAAGAGAUACAGUCUCUAACCAAGGAAAGAGAUGACCUUAAAAAGAUAAAAGAAGCACUUCAAGUUGAGUAUGACCGGCUGAAAGAAGACGUCAGAGAAACCUUGGCUAAUAUCCAAGAGGCUCAAGACCAAAGAGAAGAGUCCUUGAAUAUGGAAGAAAAAGAUAAUACCAAAACGAUGAGUGAGAUGGAGCAGUUAAAGGCACAGUUCCAAGCCAAAGCUUCUGCGUUGCUCACAGUAGAAAUGGAAAAGCUCAAAUUGUCUGAGAGACUUGAAGAAAGUCACAAGAAAUUAUUGUCACUAGCGAAGGAGAGGGAUGACCUACAGCAAUUACAGGAAGUUCUUCGAUCAGAAUGCAGCCAACUUACAGAAGACAUACGAGAAAUCACAGCAAAACACCUAGAAACAGAGGAAGAACUCAGAGUUACCCGUGGUUGCCUGAAAGAACAAGAGGAAAUUGUUGAUACACUGAAAGUGAACCUCGCAGACAAGGAAACUGAAAUAUCAAACAUUCAAAAGGAACUAGAGACAGCCCAUGGCAAGUUACAGGAAAAGAUCCAAGAGCUUUAUGAGAAACAGGAACAAUUUAUCAAUGUAAAAGAACUCAGUGAAACUCCAGAAAAAUUGAAUGACGUUGAACAAUUCAAGAUGCUUCUUGGAGCCAAAGAUUCAGCCCUCCAAAGUAUAGACAGUGACAGACUCAAGCUGAGUAAGAGUCUUGAAGAAAGUCAAGACAAAAUAAAAGCUAUAACUAAGGAAAGAGAUGAACUGAGAAGGGUGCAGGAGGCCCUACAAGUGGAGAGGGACCAGCUGAAAGAAAACAUGAAAGACAUGGUCACCAAACUCCAAGAACUUCAGGAAAAAGAACACCAGUGUCUUACGAUGGAUGUUAUUAAUGAAGCUCAGGAAAAGUCUUGUGAAAUGGAACAUUUGAAAGAGCAAUUUGAGGCUCAGAGACUAACUCUGGAAAAUACAGAGAUGGAGAACAUAAAGUUGACUGAAAGACUUCAAGAAAACCUGGAAGUUAUGAAAUCUGUAACAAAAGAAAGAGAUGACCUUAGGAAUAUGGAGGAGACUCUCAGAGUAGAAAGAGAACAGCUCCAGGAAGACCUUAAAGAAACCAAAACUAAAAACCUGGAAAAACAAGAGCAGCUAAAAAUUGCUCAUGUGCAUCUAAAAGAACACCAAGAAACCAUCGAUAAAUUGAGGGGUAUUGUUUCUGAGAAGAAAGAUGAAAUAUCUAGUAUGCAAGAAGACUUAGAAAACACAAAUGCUGCCCUCCGAGCACAGAUCCUAAUACUUCAAGACAAAGAGCAGCAACUUCUUAAAGUAAAAAAUGAUCUCCAGGAAACUAUGGAUCAAAUGGAACAAUUAAAGAAACAGCUAGAAGCCCAGAAUUCAACUCUGGAGAGCAUGGAAUCAGAGAAGCUCAGGUUGACUCAGAAACUUCAAGAAAACCUUGAAGAAAUUAGAUUUGUUAAUGAGGAAAAUGGUUGCCUGAGAACUGUGGAGAAAACCCUCAAAACAGAAAGAGAUCAACUGAGAAACAGCCUUGGGGAAACAGAGGCCAAGGAACUAAAGAAGGAAGAGGAGCUGAGAAUUGCACACAGGGAUCUGAGAGAGCACCAAGAAACUAUUGAUAAACUUAAAGUGAUUGUUGCUGAGAAGACAAAGGAAAUAGCAACUAUGAAAAUGGAUUUAGAAAAUUCAGAUGCCAAGUUAAAAGAAAAGAUUCAAGAACUUACAGCAAAUGAACAUCAACUUUUUAAGUUAAAAGAAGAUGUCAGAGAAGCACAGAAACAACUCAAGAAACAAAGUUUUGCUCUGAAUAAAAUGGAAAUGGAGAACUUAAGUUUGGUUCAGAAGCUUCAUGAAAGCCAUGAAGAACUGAAAUCUGUAAUGAAAGAAAGAGAUGAUGUAAGGAGAAUAGAGCAGACUCUAAAGUUAGAGAGAGAUCAACUCAAGGAAGACCUGCAGAGAGCCAUAGCCAGAGAUCAUCAGAAUCACCAAGAGGUAGUAAAAUUUGAAACGUUAUUAUGUGAUGGAGAACCCCAACAUACAGAAAGCCUGAGAGAAAAAUGCUUCAAGAUAAAAGAGCUUCUGAAGAAGUACUCAGAGAUGGGUAAUGAUUAUGAGUGCUUGGACAGAUUGUCUCUUGACUUGGAGAAGGAAAUUGAAACCCAAAAGGAGAUUUCAGUCCGAGUAAAAGCAAACCUCUCACUUACACACCCACAAACCAGAGAGAUUCAGAAACUUCUUACUGCAAACCAGAGAUGUUCCAUGGAAUUCCACCGAGUCUUAAAAAAACUUAAGUAUGUGUUGAGUCAUGUUACAAAAGUAAAGGAAGAGCAGCAUGAUUCCAUCAAUAGACUUGAAGUGGAUUAUGUCAAUGAAGUGGAAAAGCAAAGUGAACUGCAAAUGAAAAUAUGGAACCUUCAACAGAAUUCUGACAUGCCAUCCCAAGAAUUAAAGGACCAAAAACUCAACCAGAUUAUGGAUCAACACGCUGAGGAAAUUCUCAAAGAUUUCUCAGAAAAUGACUUCACCAGCAUAAAGACCGAAUUGCAACAGGUGCUAAGCAACAGGAAAAAAAUGACUCAGUUUUUAGAAGAGUGUUCAAAAACUACUUUUGAUAUACAGAAGGUUAAAUGUGGCAUCCAGAAAGAAAACACGAACAUUUGUCAAGUGAAUAACUUCUAUAAUAACAAGAUAAAUGCCAUAAUAAAUGAGUUGUCAGAGUUUGAAGAACGAAGUGCAGUUCGAUCCAAAGAAUGGGAGCACAACCUGGAAUCAAUGAGAGAGAAAAGUCAAAAACUACUUAGCGACCACCAGAUGUUGUCAGUCUCCCAGGUGCCUGGGCCCUGCGUUACUCCUCCUACUCAAGACAAUGCAAAUCACAGUACAAUGAGAGCCAUGCAGCUAACCACAGAGAAAAUUCAGGAGCUGGAAACUUCCCUCCGUGAAGCUAAAGAAAGUGCUGUCCAUAAGGAAAACAAGAUCAUAAAGAUGCAGAAAGAACUAGAAAUAACCAAUGACAUGAUAGCACGACUUCAGGCCAAAGUUCAUGAAUCAGACAAAUGCCUUGAAAAAAAUAAAGAAACAAUCCAGAUGCUUCAGGACAAAGUUGCUCUAGGUGCUCAGCCCUAUCAGGAAGAAAUUGAAAAUCUCAAAAUGAGGCUGGUGGAGGUUGACCUUGAAAAAAUGAAAAACACCAAGCAAUUUGAGAAGGAAAUUCAUUCUACAAAAGCCACUGUGGACUAUCAGAAAGAAGUAAUAAGAGUCUUGAGAGAAAACCUCAGAAGAAAUCAACAGGACCAAAAUACCUCAAUGGUAUCAGAACACACUCACUCUCAGCCCCCAAGUAAACCCUUGACCUGUGGAGGCGGCAGCGGCAUUAUACAAAGCACCAAAGCUCUUAUUUUGAAAAGUGAAUAUAUAAGGCAAGAGAAGGAAAUUUCUAAGCUAAAGCAGCAAAAUGAGCAGCUAAUAAAGCAAAACAGAGAACUGUUAAGCAGUAAUCAUCAUCUUUCUGAUGAAGUCAAAAUUUGGAAGGAAAGAACCCCUAAGAGAGCAGCUCAGCAAGAAGUGACAUGUGAGAAUUCUUCAAAGUCUCCUAAAGUAACGGGAACAGAUUCUAAAAAGAGACAGAACGUGUCAUCCCAUUGCAAGGAGUUGAAUGUACAAGAUGCUGUGCCAAAGGAGUCGCCACAUUCCUGGUUCUUCGAUAACCGAUCAAAGUCUUUCCCAGGACCUCAUCCAGUUCACUAUUUUGAUAACUCUGGUUUAGGCCUUUGCCCAGAAGAACAAACUGAAGGAGCAGAGAAUGUGGAUCCUCAGCCACGGCCUUGGCACACCUCUUCAGGAAAAGAUGAACCUGAAUGCAAAAUCCAGUAGGCCCCUCCAUCAUUCUCCAUCUCUGGAGGCCCAGCACGCCUCCUUCAGAAAGGACCUUCUGUGCCUCCCCAGCGCGACUUAAUUUUAGUUUAAUUUUCACUUUGCCGCUCGAGGAAAGAUGAAGGAACAAGAUAGUAAUUUAUUCUAGUGAUUUGUAGUGGUGAUAACAGUGCAAAUGCAUGUGGUAAUACUUUUAAACAUUGAACUUUAUAUUUAUUUAUAUAUAUACAAUAAAGAAGAAAGUUAUUGAA